UACAGGGGAGGGGUGUGCCGUCAGUGGGCCCAGUGCAGGGAGUGUGGGCAGGCAGGCUGGGCUGACAGUGGGCGGCCCUCCGUGCCGGGCUUGGCAGUCAAGGUUUUAUCCCACUAGCCCCAGAGAGUGACCGGAGGGUGUUUUAGGGAGAUGACUAUGUGUAUCCGGCAUUUUUCCAAAGUACAGAAAUGACAUUUCUGGUUGGUCCUGAAUGUCCGCCUUGGCCCAGCUGCCUCACAUCGUGCACGGGGCAGUGAACCAUUCAACCAAUGACACACGUGCCCACGCAAGCCCUUCUCAAAGAGCAAGGACUCCGGCGGGCGCCUGAGCGAGCCCGGCAGCCGGCCACCGGGGCCAUGGCCAGCACGGCCGUGCAGCUGCUGGGCUUCCUGCUCAGCUUCCUGGGCCUGGUGGGCACGCUGAUCACCACCAUCCUGCCGCACUGGCGCCGCACGGCGCACGUGGGCACCAACAUCCUGACGGCCGUGUCCUACCUGAAGGGGCUGUGGAUGGAGUGCGUGUGGCACAGCACGGGCAUCUACCAGUGCCAGAUCUACCGCUCGCUGCUGGCGCUGCCCCGCGACCUGCAGGCGGCGCGCGCGCUCAUGGUCAUCUCCUGCCUGCUCUCGGGCGUGGCCUGCGCCUGCGCCGUGGUGGGCAUGAAGUGCACGCGCUGCGCCAAGGGCACGCCCGCCAAGACCACGUUCGCCGUGCUGGGCGGCGCGCUCUUCAUCCUGGCCGGCCUGCUCUGCCUGGUGGCGGUGUCCUGGACCACCAACGACGUGGUGCAGAACUUCUACAACCCGCUGCUGCCCAGCGGCAUGAAGUUCGAGAUCGGGCAGGCCCUGUACCUCGGCUUCAUCUCCUCGUCCCUGUCGCUCAUCGGCGGCACGCUGCUCUGCCUGUCCUGCCAGGACGAGGGGCCCUCCAGGCCCUACCAGGCCCAGCCCAGGGCCGCGACGGCCACCGCGCCCGCCUACCGGCCCCCCGCCGCCUUCAAGGACAACCGGGCCCCCUCGGCCACCUCGGCCUCGCUCAGCGGGUACAGACUGAACGACUAUGUGUGAGUCCCCGGGGCCCGUCCCUCCCCGAGUCCACAGCGGCACCAGGACCCAGACUGGCUCCGAUGCAGGGUCCCGGCACAGAGUUUACUUCCGGGCUACUUUUUUGUCCAGAGGAAUUAAUAUGAAUGUGAGGGAGUGGGCUGAGAACACAGGGAAGGAAGGGGAAAUAGGAGAGGGGAGAAAAGCUCUGUAUACCAAAGACUUAAAAAAAAAAAAUCCUUUCUGUUUUUGUAUUUAUUAUAUGUAUUUAUGUGGGUGAUUUAAUAACAGCUGAAUGAAAAGCGACUUGGGAGUUUGGUCAGUGGAGUUUGUUUGCGAUACAGGAGUAAACCUCUUGGAUGUGGUUGUUAAUGAAAUGGA
Molecule: messenger RNA, 1424 nt
Organism: Neofelis nebulosa (Clouded leopard)
Lineage: Eukaryota; Metazoa; Chordata; Mammalia; Carnivora; Felidae
Gene: CLDN14
Product: claudin 14
Exons: 2
Coding region: 270-1067 (265 amino acids)
Biological process (GO): bicellular tight junction assembly; cell adhesion
Cellular component (GO): plasma membrane; bicellular tight junction
Molecular function (GO): structural molecule activity
Source: RefSeq, a predicted model, not a curated record